UGCUUGCCAGAGACAGGAACUCCACUCCCCUCCGUGUCAGGAUCGCAGAAAUUAUGCCCCUUCUCUCACCAUGAGCUGGCUCUCCAGUUCCCAGGGAGUUGUGCUCACUGCCUACCAUGCCAGCAGCAAGGACCAGGCCGUGGGGGACCAGGCCGUGGGGGACAGCCAUGCAAAGCAGGGAGAGGAACCCGCCUCCUCCUCCAGUUGCCGAUAUGGCCAGUAUGCCAUGAAUCAGGAAGGCACCCCUAAAGCUACAGAGCAACCUCCGUUCCGUCGAUUGAAUUCCCAGGAUUCCUUGGAUGAAAUGUCUAUGGAGGACUACUGGACAGAACUAGAAAAUAUCAAGAAGUCAAGUGAAAACAGACAGGCUCAAGAGGUGGUGGUUGUCAAAGUCCCUGAUGAGGGUGAGCUGGAAGAAGAGUGGCUGAAAGAGGCUGGCUUGUCCAAUCUGUUUGGAGAGUCCACCGAGGACCCCCAGGAAAGCAUGGUGUUCCUGUCCACCCUGACACGCACCCAAGCAGCAGCUGUUCAGAGGCGGGUGGAGACGGUCUCCCAGACCUUGAGGAAGAAAAACAAACAAUACCACAUUCCUGACGUCAGAGACAUAUUUGCUCAACAGGCAGAACCAAAAGAAAAAGCUCCGGAUGGCUCUGAAGUGCUGCCGCUCCGAACGAACGAAAACAAAGAGCAAGAAAAAGAUGAUCAGGCUUCCUGCGUCCUUGUUGGUGACAAGCAGCUGAUCCUACCUGUGCCUGAGGAUGUGCCUCCCUCUGUCACGGACAUCAACCUGGAGGUGUCAUUUGCUGAGCAAGCCAUCAGUCAGAAAGACAGCGCCAAGGACAAGAUGCAAAGGAACAGAGGCAACGAUGCCUCCUUGCCUAGUUUCAGAUUGCCAAAAGAUAAAACGGGCACCACAAAGGUGGGUGACCUCGCCCCCCAGGAUAUGAAGAAAGUGUGCUACUUAGCCUUGAUUGAGCUGACCGCCCUCUACGAAGUGCUGGGGGUUGAACUGAAACAACAGAAAGCUGUGAAAAUCAAGACAAGAGAUUCUGGUCUCUUUGGUGUCCCACUGACCAUACUGUUAGAACAAGAUCAGAGGAGAGUGCCUGGAACUCGAACACCCUUGAUCUUUCAAAAACUAGUUUCUCGGAUUGAAGAGGGAGGCUUGGAAACAGAAGGCCUCUUGCGGAUACCUGGGGCUGCCAUUAGAAUUAAGAAUCUUUGCCAAGAAUUAGAAGCAAAGUUUUAUGAAGGGACUUUUAAUUGGGAAACCGUCAAGCAGCACGACGCGGCCAGCCUGCUGAAGCUCUUCAUCCGCGAGCUGCCUCAGCCGCUGCUUAGCGUGGAGUAUCUCAAAGCCUUCCAGGCCGUCCAGAAUCUUCCAACCAAGAAGCAGCAGCUGCAGGCCUUGAACCUGCUGGUCAUCCUCCUGCCCGAAGCCAACAGAGACACGCUGAAGGCCCUGCUUGAAUUUCUUCAAAGGGUCAUAGAUAAGAAAGAGCAAAAUAAGAUGACAGUCAUGAAUGUCGCGAUGGUCAUGGCCCCAAACCUCUUCAUGUGUCACACCUUGGGUUUGAAGUCUGGAGAGCAGCGAGAAUUUGUAAUGGCAGCUGGGACAGCAAAUAUCAUGCACUUAUUGAUUAAGUAUCAGAAACUUCUAUGGACAAUUCCCAAGUUUAUUGUCAACCAAGUGAGGAAGCAAAACGCUGAAAGUCAUAAGAAGGAUAAAAAGCCCAUGAAGAAACUGCUGAAGAAAAUGGCUUAUGAUCGAGAAAAAUACGAAAAGCAAGAGAAGAAUACAAAUGACGCUGACGUUCCCCAGGGAGUGAUCCGCGUGCAGGCGCCCCAUCUCUCGAAAGUUUCCAUGGCAAUACAGCUAACUGAAGAACUAAAAGCCAGUGACGUGCUCGCCAGAUUCCUCAGCCAAGAAAGUGGAGUUGCCCACACCCUAAAGAAGGGGGAAGUUUUUUUGUAUGAAAUCGGAGGAAAUAUUGGGGAGCGCUGCCUCGACGAGGAUGCCUACAUGCAGGACUUGCAUCAGCUCAACCCGAACGCCGAGUGGGUCAUAAAGUCAAAGCCGGCGUAGAAGACAGCAGCAGCGCAGAUGACGGCGAGGCCUUCUGGAAUAAUUCUUGCUGGCUCAGGAAUGUACAGACAAGAAAUGGCGGGGCUCUCACGGUUCAGCUGUACCCAGCUAUCAAAAAGCAAUACCUCCAGCCUUAAAAAUGUACACAUUUGUGCUGCUGCCAGAAUGUUGAUUAUUAAUAGUGGAAAACAAAUUUCUCGAUAGGAAAGGGGCUUUCUUAGCUUGGGACUGUUUUCAUGUACUGUGUAAAACGCACCCAGAUGGGACAGUUUUGUUGUUUUUUUUUUUUUUUUUUUAAUAU
Molecule: messenger RNA, 2387 nt
Organism: Octodon degus (degu)
Lineage: Eukaryota; Metazoa; Chordata; Mammalia; Rodentia; Octodontidae
Gene: Arhgap18
Product: Rho GTPase activating protein 18
Exons: 15
Coding region: 71-2086 (671 amino acids)
Biological process (GO): regulation of small GTPase mediated signal transduction; signal transduction; regulation of actin filament polymerization
Cellular component (GO): cytoplasm
Molecular function (GO): GTPase activator activity
Source: RefSeq, a predicted model, not a curated record